Molecule: messenger RNA, 1956 nt
Organism: Plasmodium reichenowi
Lineage: Eukaryota; Apicomplexa; Aconoidasida; Haemosporida; Plasmodiidae
Product: translocation protein SEC63, putative
Exons: 1
Coding region: 1-1956 (651 amino acids)
Biological process (GO): post-translational protein targeting to endoplasmic reticulum membrane; SRP-dependent cotranslational protein targeting to membrane
Cellular component (GO): Sec62/Sec63 complex
Molecular function (GO): transmembrane protein transporter activity; RNA binding
Source: RefSeq, a predicted model, not a curated record
AUGUCACAAUUUCGUGAUACGUUUACUAAAGAUAGUAAAAAAGAGCCAUUAUUGAGUUAUGACGACUCGGCAUUUAUUUUUUUCGCAGGAACAGUAUUAAUUUGUGUAUUGAUACCAUGUACAUAUGUGUAUUUAAAAAAUAUAAUAAAAAGAAUAUUUAAGAAUGAUUAUUACAAUUUAAAGAAAUCUAAGAAUAAUAGUACUUAUCGGUCAUGUACAUGUUCGUUAUGUAAGCAAAAACAAGAGAAACGAAAUAAAAAUACAAGAAUAUGGGAAAGAAUAGGAUAUGCAAAAAUAAUUCAAUUUUUUCUUUUAGUCCUAUUUUGGGGGCUGUUAUAUAUAUUGAUAAAUGAGAUGUUAAAUACGAAACCAAUGCAGACAUUUGAUCCGUUUGAAAUAUUAGAAGUAAGUAUAGGAGCAAGUGUUGGAGAAAUAAAAAAAGCAUAUCGAUUGAAAUCUUUAAAAUAUCAUCCUGAUAAAAAUCCAAAUGAUACAUCAGCAGCUGCAAAAUUUAUAUUAAUUACAAAGGCUUAUCAAGCUUUAACUGAUGAAAUAUCAAAAGAGAAUUAUGAAAAGUAUGGUAAUCCAGAUGGACCUGGUAUGAUGAAAGUUGGUAUUGGGUUACCUAAAUUAUUGAUUGAUGAGAAGUAUCAAUUAUUAAUAUUAUCAAUAUUUUUUUUAAUAUUUCUUGUAUUUAUUCCUGCUACAUUUAUUAUAUAUUAUCAAAAGCAAAAACAAUAUGGACCUAAUGGUGUAAAAAUUGAGACAUUACAAUAUUUGACAUAUACUAUAAAUGAAAAUAGUCGAUCUAAAUCAUUUCCAGAAAUGUUAGCAGCAACGGCUGAAAGCAGAGAUAUAGAAAUGAAAAAAGACGAUGAACAAUAUAUAAAAACAUUGAUGGAAGAAUUAAUUGAACCUAAAAAAAGAACAUUUAAAAUUCCUGUUAUUACAAAAAAUUACUUUUUAAUAUUAGCACAUAUGCAAAGAAGGCAUGAUUUAUUAUCAGAAGAUUUAAAAAAAGAUUUAGAACAUAUAUUAAAAUUUUCUUUAUUAAUAACACAUAGUAUGAUUGAAAUAAGUAUUUUAAGGGAUUGGUUUUUAACAGCUCAAUCAGCAUUAACAUUCAGAAGAUGUUUAAUACAAGCUUUUGAAGCAAAAAAUUCGAGCUUAUUACAAAUACCACAUUUUGAUGAAAAUAUUGUUAGACAUGUACAUAAAGGAAAAUUUUCAGUUAAAGAAGUAUUAGAUUUUGUACAUCAAGAUCAUGAAAAUAGGAAAGGAUUAGUUGAUAUGGAUCCAGACCAAAUAUUAGAUGUUAAAUCUUUUUGUAAUACAAUUCCAGAUAUAAAAAUGACUGCACAUAUUGUAGUAGAAGAUGAAACACAUAUAGUCAAAGGAGAUGUUGCUUCAGUUUAUGUACAAAUCGAUAGAUCUAAUUUAAUGGAAAAUGAAGCAGCUGGUUAUAUACAUGCACCCUAUUUUCCACAACCAAAAUUUGAAGAAUGGUGGAUUAUUGCUACGUAUAAAAAUGAUGAUCGUAUAUUAAAAUAUGUACAUGUUAAAAAUUGUGAAAAAAUUAUUGAAGAAAAAUUACAAUUUCUUGUAGAUAAAGUAGGAAAUCUAGCAGUCUCUGUUUUUGCCUUAUGUGAUUCAUAUUUCGGUUGUGAUCAAAAAGUAGAUAUUCCAUUUAAAGCUUAUUCAAAAACAGAAAUUAAAAGAGAAAUAUUUGUACAUCCUGAAGAUAUCGAACUAGAUAAUGAACCUACAUUAUUUCAACAAAUGCUUGGAGAUAUUAACAAAAAAAGAGUAAGUAGCGACGACGAAGAUGAUGAUGAUAAUGAACAAGGAAAGAAUAAAAAUAAUUCAAAUAAUAAAGUUAUGAAAAAAAAUGCAUCAGCAGACCAAGAAAAUUAUGUCCCAGAGGAUGAUGCAAAUGAUGAAUCGGAUGAUGAUUGA